Molecule: messenger RNA, 3013 nt
Organism: Impatiens glandulifera
Lineage: Eukaryota; Viridiplantae; Streptophyta; Magnoliopsida; Ericales; Balsaminaceae
Product: homeobox-leucine zipper protein PROTODERMAL FACTOR 2-like
Exons: 12
Coding region: 740-2995 (751 amino acids)
Molecular function (GO): DNA binding; lipid binding
Source: RefSeq, a predicted model, not a curated record
CCUUCGCUGGCGCCCAUCUCUCUUCUUCUUCUAUCUCCUCUUUUCUCGCUCGUACGUUUCUAAUUACCCUUCUCUCUCCCCCUCUCUCUCUCUCUCAACAAUUCUCUUCACAAGCUAAUUAAAUACGCCGGUCCAUUCCAGCCCAGCCUGUUCCGGUCAAAACCACUGUACCCGGUUUCCGGCUACAUGCUCGCCUGAACCAACAGAUCUGAUCGAUCGAUCGAUCACCCACCUAGCUAGAGAGAAAAGAAGGGAACAAUCAGAUGUUAUGUUACGACCGUCUUAGCGAUAUCUUCGUGGGAGUUACAAAUUAGUAAAAAAGAAAAGCUUUAGUCAAGGGAAUUAGUUCUACAAUGACACUCCUCUAGGUCAACUCUUUUUUAUUUCAUUUGAUUAGUGUCUGCGUUGUUUAAGGACAAAUCGGAUAAAAUCUGUUUGAAAGCCCAAACCCGUGUUCUUAACUUUUCAUUUCGGUCGAAAUCUAUCGCUUAAAGCUUUUCACAACCCAUACCAAAAACAAGCCAGAAAAAAAAUUCACCAGUUUAGAGAGAGAGAAAGUGAGAGAGAAAAGACAUACUAGGGUUUCGGGCUUAUGUCAACGAGAAGUGGAAACAAUGUCUGAUUUUGAUUCGUUGUUGCCAGAGCUGACUUUCAUUCAGAUUGGUAGACCUAAUUAGUAGCUGAAGCAGUGGUGAGAGUACAGAAGCGCUCAGCUGGAUAAUAACAUAGUGGAUUUACGAUGUUUCAACCAAACAUGUUUGAUAAUCACCAUCAUCAUCAUCUGCUUGAUAUGGGUGGAAACCUCAAGAGUGGAACUCCCGAGAACGAGUUGGAUUUGAUAAGAGACAUCGAAGAUUUCGAGAGCAAAUCGCUGCCGGAGAUCAUGGAAGAUACUCUCGGCGGCGAUGAUGAACAAGAUCAAGAUCCAAAUCAACGACCUAACAAAAAGAAACGAUAUCACCGCCAUACUCAGCAUCAGAUCCAAGAAAUGGAAUCAUUCUUUAAAGAGUGCCCUCAUCCGGAUGACAAGCAAAGAAAGGAACUUGGACGUCGAUUAGGUCUAGAACCUUUGCAAGUCAAAUUUUGGUUCCAAAACAAACGGACCCAAAUGAAGGCUCAACAUGAGCGGUAUGAGAAUUCGCAACUGAGGGCGGAUAACGAUAAGCUGAGAGCUGAUAACAUUCGGUAUAAAGAAGCCCUGAGCAAUGCUACUUGUCCUAACUGUGGUGGCCCUGCAGCAAUAGGAGAGAUGUCUUUCGACGAGCAACAUCUCAGGAUUGAGAAUGCUCGCCUUCGUGAAGAGAUUGAUAGAAUAUCUGGGAUUGCUGCAAAGUAUGCUGGAAAACCAAUGCUACCAUAUACCAAUGGUCCAAUAAGUCGUCCUAUUGAUAUUGGUGUUGAAGGGUUUGGACCACCGCCAGCAGGCAUGAUGGUUAACAUGUAUGGAGCUGGUGAUCUACUCAGGCCGAUUUCAGGGCCUACAGAGGCUGACAAACCGAUGAUCAUUGAGCUUGCGGUUGCUGCAAUGGAAGAACUUAUUAGAAUGGCUCAAGCUGGUGAGCCUCUAUGGCUGUCAUCAAACCCGGAAAACAACCCCGAGGUUUUGAAUGAAGAAGAGUAUUUAAGGACAUUCCCUCGAGGAAUUGGCCCGAAACCUGUUGGAAUGAAGUCUGAAGCAUCUAGAGAAUCUGCAAUUGUCAUCAUGAAUCACAUUAAUCUAGUGGAGAUGCUCAUGGAUGUGAACCAAUGGACCGGAGUGUUCUCUGGCGUUGUCUCGAGAGCGAUGACUCUGGACAUACUAUCAACAGGGGUGGCUGGGAAUUACAACGGUGCUCUUCAAGUGAUGACAGCUGAAUUCCAAGUUCCUUCCCCGCUUGUUCCAACCCGGGAAAACUAUUUCGUUAGAUACUGUAAACAGCACGGUGAAAAGACGUGGGCGGUUGCCGACGUCUCUCUCGACAGUUUGCGCCAUGGAGUGUUGCCGAAAUGCAGAAGGCGUCCAUCUGGUUGCUUGAUUCAAGAACUACCUAACGGAUACUCAAAAGUUACAUGGGUAGAACAUGUUGAAGUAGAUGAUCGAGCUGUCCACAACAUAUACAAACCGCUAGUGAACUCUGGGCUCGCCUUCGGUGCCCGGAGAUGGGUGGCAACGCUUGUAAGACAAUGCGAACGUCUUGCAAGCGCCAUGGCCAACAACAUUCCACCAGGAGAUGUUGGAGUUAUAUCUACACCUGAAGGGAGGAAAAGCAUGUUGAAACUGGCAGAGAGAAUGGUGAUAAGCUUCUGUUCAGGCGUUGGAGCUUCUACGUCACAAACAUGGACGGCAUUAUCUGGAAGUAGCGAUGAUGACGUCCGGGUGAUGACUAGAAAGAGCAUGGAUGAUCCCGGCAGGCCACCUGGUGUUGUUCUUAGUGCCGCCACUUCGUUUUGGCUUCCCAUGCCACCCAAGAGAGUUUUCGACUUUCUCCGUGAUGAGAACUCUAGAAGCGAGUGGGAUAUUCUUUCAAACGGUGGACUUGUUCAAGAAAUGGCUCAUAUCGCCAAUGGUAGCGAUCCAGGGAACUGCAUUUCCCUGUUACGCGUUAACAGUGCGAAUUCGAGCCAGAGCAACAUGCUGAUACUACAAGAGAGUUGCACGGAUUCAACUGGAUCAUACGUAAUAUAUGCGCCUGUCGAUAUCGCGGCGAUGAAUGUGGUUUUAAGCGGUGGAGAUCCCGAUUACGUGGCCCUCCUUCCAUCGGGUUUCGCUAUUCUACCCGAUGGACCAGCAUAUGGUGAUGAAGGCCUGAACAACAACAACAAUAGCAGCCCCGAAGGAAGUGGAUCCAACGGUUCUCUGUUAACUGUUGCUUUUCAAAUUCUGGUUGAUUCGAUUCCGACAGCAAAACUAUCUCUUGGGUCGGUUGCAACUGUUAACAGUCUCAUUAAGUGUACCGUUGAAAGGAUCAGAGCAGCCGUCGCCGGAGAGAAUGUCUGUCCAUCCAGCCUUUCUUGAUCAUCUUGAGAAAGAGAG